This is a messenger RNA of Penicillium oxalicum, 2397 nucleotides long. RefSeq lists its product as uncharacterized. Bases 1 to 2397 code for a protein of 798 amino acids. Lineage: Eukaryota; Fungi; Ascomycota; Eurotiomycetes; Eurotiales; Aspergillaceae. Gene Ontology annotation, molecular function: transmembrane monodehydroascorbate reductase activity. The transcript is spliced from 2 exons. The record is from RefSeq and is a predicted model, not a curated record.
AUGGCCAAUUCAGGUCUGACGCCGGCUGGGAGCAGCACAUAUUCCUCCAACACUCUUCAUGUCGGGGAUGGGACUUGGGAUACGCAGCGCGAUACUUUCUUGCUACCCAAUUUAAUGGGUCUCAAUUUUGAGACAAUGCGAUACAAUGGUCAGUUCGCAAUCCCCCCCGGCCUCACGAGCUUCAAUAUGUGCCUGUGCUUACAUGAACUUCCUUCAGGUAUGGGAAAUCGGUUCAAGGACAUGGCUGGAUAUCAUUCUUUGAUUAUUGCGCACGGUGUGAUUGCGGCCAUCGUUUUCCUAGGUCUCGUGCCGAUCUCGAUUUUAACAAUCCGAUAUUACUCCCGAUGGAAUCCGUUCUGGGCAUUCAAGCUCCACGCAUGGUUCCAAACUCUCACACUCCUCUUAUCAACCGUGGUAUUUGUUCUAGGCUGGUUUGCUGUAGGGCCACAGCGCAGUCUCACCAACCCCCACCAUGGAAUCGGUCUCGCUAUCUAUGUCAUCGUGGUCUUUCAGGCUUUCCUGGGAUGGUUCUUACAUCGAAAAGAGAGCAAAAGAGUACGCCAUCAUGUUCCUCUGAAGCUUGUGUUCCAUCGCUGGUUGGGAAGAACAUUGGCCAUUCUAGGCAUUGUUCAGAUCCCCCUUGGUCUGACACUCUACGGUUCUCCCAAGGUUCUCUUCAUUCUUUACUCAGUGGUGGUCUUUGCACUUCUAGUGGCGUACUUUGUUUUGUCAUACCUCUACGACGAUGAGGGUUUCCACUUGGCCAGUGAACACGGGAGCAAAUACAGCGGCCCUUCCGUUAUUGAAGAACAUCACCACACAGAAGGUGGUGGUGGUGGCAGUGGCGGCGGCCUGGGAGACGCUCUGGCAGGCGGUGCUUUGGGGGCCGGACUAGCCUCGAUCUUCAACAGACAGGGCCGCGGUCGCGGUCGCCGCACAAGCGAGGCAUAUGAAGAUUCUCGAACUUCCCUGUCUGACGAAAAGUACUCCGAUGAGUCCUCUCGUAGCAGUCGAGGAGGAUGGGGUAAAAAGAUCCUCGAAAUUGGGGCGUUGGCUGGGGCGGGGAUGCUUGCAAAGAAAUGGUGGAACCGCCGGCGACAGCGGGAAGACGACAGCGAAGUCGGUCGCUAUAGACCUGCACAUUCCCGUAGCCACAGCUACACCGAGGAAUCUCUCAGCAGGCUGGAAGAUGGCCGACCAGAGCCUGCCCAUCCCCCAAUCACUGCCCGUCCUCCCAGUCGCGCGCCCAGCAGAACUCAAAGCCCUGGCUCGUCAUACUACUACGAAAGCACGUACUUGUCUGAACAUCCAGAUCGUCGUCCAUCACAUGGAGUGAGGGAUGCCUUGCUCGGUGGAGGCGCUAUUGCCGCUGUCAAGCGGCUUUUUAGCCGAAAUAAGGACAAGGACGAUGAGGAAAAGCGUCGGCUGGAGGAGAUUCGUCGAAGAGACGAAGAAGAUGAGGCUCUUCAACGCGCGAAUAGCAAACGUCGAAGACAGGAGGCAGCCUCUGGACCAUAUCCCCAAAGACGAAGACCAAGCUCCUAUACAGAUAGUGAGCUGACACCAACUGAGCUGACACCUCGCCCUCGCCCUCCCACACAACGAAUCACAUCUGGCAGCUCGCUGCUCACGGCAGAGCCCAUGGCAAGUGGUGCCGUUGGCGCUUCGUCAGAUAUGCCGCCCUUGCCUCCAAUUCACCAAGAACUUUCUGGCGAUUUGCCAUCACCCUUGCGUCCACAGUCUCAGUAUUCUCACCGUACCGAAGAUAUCGCGGCAGGUGUUGCAGCGGGCUCUGCACUUGGUGCUGCCUCUCGUCGUCGCAAUAGUGGCAGUCGUCGCCGAGGUGACAGCCGUCAGCGAUCGGAUCACGUUGAAUCACCUCCCGUGUCCGUCAAAGUGAAAAUGCAUAACGACGGCCGACACGUCACCCUCCGUCGGCUCACUGAGGAGGAAGCCGCAGCUCAGCGUGAAGCGCGUCGUCGCGAACGCAGGAAUUCGCGCCGCCGCGGCAGCAGCGCCGGUUCAUUCUCUGGUGACGAGGGUCGAGACUAUGACCGCUGGAGACGUGUCGAAGAACUUGAGCGCCAACAGGCCGAGCAAAUCCGACGGGAACAAGAAGCUGCCGCUGCGAGUGCAGCACCCGGUGGACUUGCCACUAGUGUGCCUCCUUCCUCUUUCCAUCCCUCUCAGUCACAAAUUAGCCAUCUUCCUCCGCCCCCUCCGAUCCCACCACCAGCCCCAUCCAGCAUGCCUUACGGUCCAGGGAGUGUGACUUCACCUGGAACGUGGACGGGCACAGAAGCUAGCGGGUCCUACGCCAACAAUCGGCGGCGUCGGCGGGCGGAGCGAGCCCGGGCCAGGCAGGAGAGACAGCAGCACGGUGUAGAGUUUGAGUGA